Molecule: messenger RNA, 1960 nt
Organism: Oncorhynchus tshawytscha (Chinook salmon)
Lineage: Eukaryota; Metazoa; Chordata; Actinopteri; Salmoniformes; Salmonidae
Product: E3 ubiquitin-protein ligase znrf2-like
Exons: 5
Coding region: 659-1219 (186 amino acids)
Source: RefSeq, a predicted model, not a curated record
GCCAUUCAAAACGAAGUCGACCAUCGCUUAGCUCCUGUCGACAAUCGCAGUCAGCAGACGAAACUACAGCAGAGCAGAUCGAGAUCAUAGUGACGCCGCUUUCGUUUCGACAGUCUGUAAUCGAGAAAUGUCGAGAAGGUGCAUACAUAGUCACUAAAGUGGUCGGACCUACUGUCGCGGUGUGGGACUUGUUGUGCGGCAAACCGCCAUGAUCUUAGCGCAUAGAAUAUUGGAAUGAUGCCGCGACGCACCAAUAAACUUUCAUAUGGAGAAUGAAACGAUUUGGCAGUCAAUUUUGUCCGUCGAGAAUCAGUCCGUUAUCCCAUUUGAUUUUACUUUGGAAUUUUCAAGCCACUUUUAUUUCUUUGGCUGUUUUGGCACAACUACUGGACUGGACACUGUCAUGCCUCUGUCUCUCUUGUGACAUCGAGUUUCAGCGUUUUUUCUAGGCUAUUUUUGGUUUAUUUGAAUAGUGACAUGAUAUAAACACUGAUAUCGAUUAAACAUCAAUCUGAAGCUUUGCACAUUGUGUAGGACCAUUUUCAACACCUGUCCCUGAUGGACUUCAUGAGAGAAGAGAACUUUCUAGGACUGUUCUGUUUUAUAGACCUUAUAGGACUUCAUAUCUUGUGAAAGUUAGAAUAGGACAGGAGCCACCAUGGGUGUCAGGCAGAGUAGCCCCGUGGCUGAGAGUCGAACCCGGGCGUAUUCUAGCCCUGUUGAACCCUCUGGAAGCAGCACUACCCCAGGGUUCAGAUACACAGCCAGUCCUGGCGGCCCCAGAAUUCGCUACACCGGAGGGACCCAACCCAGCUCCUACCACCAGACAGGGAUGAGUAUACCACAUGGUGGCCGGAGCAGCCGUCUGGACCAGGGGGAGACAGAUGGGGAGAGAGGAGGAGAACACCAGAUGAUGAUUGGCUCUCUACCACUUCACCUGUCCCCUCACCUACUGGGAGGCUUUCUCUGUCCUGUGUGCAGUAAGUUUGUGGCGUCAGAUGUGAUGGAGAUCCAUCUGAUCAUGUGUCUCACCAAAUCACGACUCCGCUACAACGAGGAUGUUCUGGUGAAAGAUAGUGGGGAGUGUGCCAUCUGUCUAGACGAGAUGGAGCAGGGACACACCAUCUCUAGACUCCCCUGUCUCUGUAUAUACCACAAAGGGUGUAUAGACGAGUGGUUUGAGGUGAAUCGUUCGUGUCCAGAGCACCCCUUGGAUUAAGGGCUCAGAUUCCCACAGAAUAUCUACCAUCUAUCUACUUCAUCCCCAUCGUCAUGACAUGCUGGCCUACGAAUCUACUUCAUCUAGAUCUGUGUCUGACCUGCUGGUCUGUGAAUCUACUUUACCUAUCAACGUCUGACCAGUGACACGAGCCUGUGAAGUUUAGCAGAGCUAGGAAUUGCCAGGAACCUCAUGAUACGAUAUUAUCACGAUACUUACAUUUCUUUUUUUAUACUUUUAGUCAUUUAGCACAGUGGUUCCCAGGGUGGGUGCGGGGGUCUCAGUCCAGCUUUAAACCUACUCUUGAAAGUUGUAAUCGUAGAAUGCACAAGGUGCAAUUUAGAAAUUGGGCAGUGCAUCAUCAGUCCUCUUGUCACAUUAGUCAUUGCAUACCUUAGAGAGCUAUUUAUAACUUGUCAGAAAUGUCCAGAAGAACUAGCCCAUGUCAGCUAACAACUGUAUUUGCACCAUGACAAAAUGUGUAGAAUUGCAUGAAAUAAGCUUUAAACCUGCAAAAUUCUCUCCACCAACAAGAGGGGUGUGAAUCACCAAAAGUGAUUGUGCCCAUAGAAAUAGACGUAGCAUAUGUGCGCGCAGGGGAGGCUUGGGAUAUUCCCCACUGCUGGAAGUGGGGCCCUGAGUGAAAAGUUUUGGGAACCCCUGAUUUAGCAGACAGUCUUAUCCAGAGUGACUUACAGUUACUGCAUUCAUCUUAAAAUAGCUAGGUGGGAUAAUCACAUA